UCAGAUCUAAACACAAUUGAACAUUAGAUUGCUGGUAUAAUAUGCUGGUAUUUUCUGUACAAGCACUUUCAAACGUUUUACAACACUUGUACGUUGUCCAUCAAACAAAAUAUUUGUUUAUGUUUGCACAACUUUUAAUUUAAGGGCUUGCAACUCGCCGAGAUAAGAAAAUGACUUUGCAAUGCCGAACCUGUGGCACCGAGGUGUUCGACACAAGUACCACGUAUCUGUAUGGGACCGAAAGCGCCAAAUUGUUACUAAAUUUGGAACUAAUUUCGGGCACAACGCUGCCAAAUGAGCCGGAACUGCCCAGUCACAUAUGCGCCUGCUGCCUCCUAGAACUGAAGCAGGCGGUCGCCUUUAGGGACCGCUGUCUUCAAACGCAGAGGGAUCUACAGCCCAUGCGAUGUCCCACUACACCGGACCUCAUAUCAGGUCCCGAGGAGUCCCUGGAUGUCAAGAUAGAGUGCACCGACGACGCGCUGCACGAUUUCAUAAUGGAAACUUCAUUCGUUGAGCCCCAACUUGGGGAGGGAACCCAAGACGCAGUCUCCAGCGAAGAAUCGGAAAACGGAGUGGGGGAAGACACAGCCGAAUACGAUCCUUUAAAGCAGCAAGUUGAGCUCCAUCCAGAGUAUCAACUGCCUGUCUUGGCAAAAAGGCCUCGAGGUCGACCAAGAAAAUACCCACCUAAGCCCGCUCCCAAAGAGAAGAAGCCUGUGGUUUCAUGGAAGAACCUGACCAAGGAGGAGAUUGCGGAGAGGAGACGACAGUAUCAGUACUGCAACGAUGUCUGCGAACUGUGCGGCCGGAAGUUCAAGUACAAGAGUAACUUUAAGAUCCACAUGAUGACUCACACGGGCGACAAACCGUUCGCCUGCGAGGACUGCGACAAACGCUUCUACACCGAACACUUGAAAGCAAAGCACCACCGCGUCGUCCACCAGGGCCUAAAACCCUACCCCUGCCGCUACUGCGAGAGAUUUUUCAGCACCACUGGCCACCGUACCAAGCACGAAAGAGCUCACACCAAUACCCGGCCAUACAAGUGCAACGAGUGCGGCAAAUCCUUCAUCUCGGGGGACAAACUCAAGCGGCACUACCUCAUCCACUCCGGCAUAAGGGAUUUUGCCUGCACCAUAUGCAACCAGACCUUCCAGCGCAACACUCAUCUCAAGCAGCAUCUGCGGUCUAAAACACAUAAGGCCAGGGAAGAGUCGCUAAAAGGUAUGGUCGAGCGAAAGCCAAAAGUAUCCAGAUACGAUGGAGCGCUGGCAGGGUGCGUCGAUUGAACUACACAUUCCUUUCUCAAUACAAAUUAGGCUCAAGUUAUAAAUAAAUCUGAUUUAAUCCAUGUUGUUCUUAGCUGUUCUUAAAA
Messenger RNA from Drosophila ananassae, 1378 nucleotides. RefSeq names its product transcription factor Ouib. The coding region runs from base 171 to 1292 and encodes 373 amino acids. The transcript has 4 exons. Gene Ontology annotation, molecular function: zinc ion binding; DNA-binding transcription factor activity, RNA polymerase II-specific; RNA polymerase II cis-regulatory region sequence-specific DNA binding. Gene Ontology annotation, cellular component: nucleus. The record is from RefSeq and is a predicted model, not a curated record. Gene Ontology annotation, biological process: regulation of transcription by RNA polymerase II. NCBI's taxonomy places the organism in Eukaryota, Metazoa, Arthropoda, Insecta, Diptera, Drosophilidae.